GGGUAAGAGAGGUCCAGGCAUGGAGAGGGCGCAGUACCGCGCUAUCCUCCGUAUCGUUGACACGUCGAGCGGAAAGAGUGCGGCGUAAGAGAGAGAGAGAGAGAGAAAGAGAGAGGAGAGACGAGGAGAGAAGAAAAAGAGGAGAGAGAGAGAGAGAGAGAGAGAGUGAGAUAGAGAAAGAGAGAGGGAGAAGGACGGUCGCGCGGUUUCGCGUCUCGCGUUCGCUCAUCAAUCGACGAUUUGCUCGAAUCGGAGCACGCGAGGAAUCCGCUCUUCCGCUCCGGUUACGGUGUACGUGGAGAACAUCCGGUCUGCGGACGUUCGACGCGGCCUCGCGUUACCGCGCGUCAGUGACGCAUUGACUCUCUUCAACGAUACGGUGACGUAUCGAUGAUCGAUCGGGAUCGCGAACGGCCGUGAGAAAUUUUGCGUUGCGUGUCACGUGGUGAACGUUAGUACCUCGCGAGUGUGAUCAGUGAAAUUGUCUCGUGUGCCUGCCGCGAAGAAAACCGUCGAGGACGAUGCUGACGACGUUCUUGUUCGCCGUCCUGGCCGUCGCGGCGCCGAGGAUCCGCGCCAGCCAGGUGACCAUGGACGCCAAGAUUCGAGACGACUCCGAUUUGUCUCAGUUUUACCAGCUCCUGGAAGCCAGUCAGGUGGCCAACACUACGCUCAUGUACCGCCACGUGACCGUAUUUGCGCCCACUAAUCGAGCGUUCCAGAAGUACAAUGGGAGCACGAAGAAUUUGGUUCUCUACCAUAUAUCGAACCGGCCUCUGACGAUCGAGGAACUCAGGGAUUCGAUAUCCUCCGAGCUGGACGGCAACCCACCCCUAUGGAUCACCAGGAUACCGACCACGCACGGUGUGGAGGUCUACAUCAACAAUGCAAAGAUCCUCUUGGAGCAGAGCAACUUCCAAUCGAAGCUGAAGGUCAACGGCGACACUUUGACUCAGGUCCUGCACAUCAUAAACGAAGUGCUGGAGCCGGUGCGAUCCAAUUCGGCGGAGUCGCCAAUCUACAACCCCACUGCCUUUCAGUUCUUGAACCAGAGCGAAAAUCUCAAUUUGGGCGAUCACCGUGUACGUACCUUCCGACAGCGGAUCGUCAUCGAGAAGAAGGAGGCGAUCUUCAAGGCCCAGGGACGUUAUACCUUCUUCAUCCCCGUUGACGAGGGUUUCAAGCCGGAACCUAGGCCGCAGAAGAUCGACCAGCUGGUGAUCGACGGCCACGUCAUACCCAACCACGUCCUCUUCACCGCGCCAACGCAGGACAACAAGCAGCAUGAGACCCUCGUAUUCUCCGACAACCUGAAGGUCACCGUCAGCUUCCUGAAGGCGCACAAUAAAGUCUACGUCAAAUCGAAUACACUGGUGGGCGACUCGAACCAUCCGACCGGAGUGGUGCUGGCAGAAAUAGUGAAGGCGAACAUCCCGGUGCGCAACGGCGUGGUUCAUCUGAUACAACGGCCGCUCAUGGUCGUCGACACUACCGUGAGGGAUUUCCUGGAGGUCAGUGACCAAUCGUUUUAUCAUUAACGCGAUUUCCAUGAGGUGUUACUCGAGUCUGCCAACGCUCGUCGAUGUGUCGGUUCUAUAUCCCGUUUGGGGUAUUUCAAUCGUGCUCAAUUCACACCGACCGACACGUACGUGUCUGUCUGCUCUGUCUAUGUGAGCGCGUGGUCAAUUUUCAAGCACGAAAAUUACAUUCCUUUUAAUCAGAAAUGUGAUAUUAAUUCGAUCGAUUUAUUUAUGGAAUCGCUCCCGCGGUGGGAUGAAUUUUAACGACCGUCAGCGCGUUAGUCGAUAAUAAUGUUUGACGCACGUUUAUUAAAUAUUGAGAAUAACGGAAAUAAUGCGAAAUCAGUCGGCUCAACCGAUCUCGCAGAAAGGUGAAUUAUGAUUCGAGCGCGAAGCGCGCCAUCGCGCCGCACCGUCGGCCUCGUCAUCGGCGUUAUUUGCGUUCGCGCUCGUGCUCGUUAAAGUUGAUUUACGUUGGAAAUAUGGCUGCAUUUCGUUAGGACGAAUUAUUAAAUGUUACCGUGCGACACGGAGCUCCGCUCCGACGCGGUGUUUAAAUGUUAAUGUGAAUUCGCGCGCCAACGGCGUUAAGACAGUUGUCGCCGUGAUAUCCGCUCGACGUUGAAGUUCAAAGUUGAAACGAUAUUGUGUGUGUAUGUCGAAACAAUAAUCUUCCCACCCAUUUGCCCUUCCCCCCCCCCUC
Messenger RNA from Harpegnathos saltator (Jerdon's jumping ant), 2223 nucleotides. Its product is annotated as fasciclin-1-like. Lineage: Eukaryota; Metazoa; Arthropoda; Insecta; Hymenoptera; Formicidae. Bases 522 to 1538 code for a protein of 338 amino acids. The transcript is spliced from 7 exons. Gene Ontology annotation, cellular component: extracellular matrix. Gene Ontology annotation, biological process: cell adhesion; extracellular matrix organization. Gene Ontology annotation, molecular function: cell adhesion molecule binding. The record is from RefSeq and is a predicted model, not a curated record.